AUGCAGUCAUUUAUGUCUACAAAACUUGCCAGAGCUCUUGGAGCUGCUGUUGUAUUGUUCAUUUUCUCGUUAUUCAUUUUCGAGACUUCGCCUACUUCUGUCAGCUCGUUAAGUAGCAGUGUUACCAGUAAAGUGACUGGUGUGUCUAAAGAUGCUGGCUCCAAGUCGGAAGUAAGCCUUGAUCCUCUUUCUUGUACAAAAUCAUAUGAUGGUAAGAAGCCCAUCACUCAAUAUGCUGUUGUCAUUGAUGCUGGUUCAUCUGGAUCUCGUGUUCAUGUUUACAAGUUCAACAACUGUUUGGCUACCCCUAGACUUUUAGGAGAAGAGUUCAAGAUGAUGCAACCGGGUUUGUCGUCUUUUGAAAAUGAUCCUGAGGCUGCCGCCAAGUCUCUUGACGAGCUGCUGGCUGUAGCCGUUGAACAUGUGCCAAAGGAUGUUCAAGGUUGUACCCCUAUUGUCGUUAAAGCUACUGCAGGUUUGAGAAUGAUUGGUGUUGAAGCUGCUGACAAGAUUUUGGCUGCAGUUCGUACUCGUUUGGAAACCCAAUAUCCAUUUGCAGUUGUUCCUGGAAAUGGUAUUUCUAUCAUGGAUGGUAGUGAUGAAGGUGUUUAUGCCUGGGUUACUGCUAACUACUUGCUUGGUAAUAUUGGAUCUGCUGAAAAGACCCCUACUGCUGCUGUAUUUGAUCUUGGUGGUGGUUCGACACAGAUUGUAUUUGAGCCUCACUUUUCUAGUCCUGACAAGAAACUGGCUCCUGGUGAUCACAAGUUCGACUUGGACUUUGGUGGCCGUCAAUUUAGCCUUUAUCAACAAUCCCACUUGAAGUAUGGUUUGAAUGUUGCUCGUGGUUUGAUUGAUGCCUUGGUUGUUUCAAACUAUCUUAAGAGUCAUGAGAUCACCGAAUCUACUCAGAUUGUUAACCCUUGUAUGCCUCCCGGAAGCCAGUUGUUGAAUCAUGAGGUCAAGGUCGAGAAAUCGUCUGAUGAAGGAACUACCCCUAGCGUAAAGACCUAUACUGUAGAUUUUAUUGGACCAAAAGAGCACUCUGAGGUGCAAUGUAGAGGACUUGCUGAGAUCAUUCUCAACAAACAGAAAAAGUGUGAGCUUGAACCCUGUUCUUUCAACGGUGUUCAUCAACCAUCUAUUGUUGACUCGUUCUUGCGUGAGAGUGAUAUUUUCAUCUUUUCUUACUUCUACGACCUUACCUAUCCUCUUGGAAUGCCAUCUUCAUUCACUAUUGACGAGCUCAAGGACCUCACUAGCAAGGUUUGCAGAGGAAAAGAGGCUCAUGACUCGUUUGCUGCUAUCGAUGGUGCUGUUGAGGAACUCAAUAAGAACCCUCAAUGGUGUCAAGAGCUGAAUUUCAUUGUUGCAUUGUUGCAUACUGGUUAUGACAUUCCCGGUCACCGUGAGGUCAAGAUCGCCAAGAAAAUUAAGGACAAUGAAUUAGGUUGGUGUCUCGGUGCUUCUUUGCCAUUGUUGGACAAGGAGACUGCUGGGUGGACCUGUAGAGCUUAA
Sugiyamaella lignohabitans is the source of this 1518-nucleotide messenger RNA. It is a transcript of the gene GDA1, whose product is annotated as Gda1p. The record is from RefSeq and is a predicted model, not a curated record. Gene Ontology annotation, cellular component: Golgi apparatus; membrane. The coding region runs from base 1 to 1518 and encodes 505 amino acids. The transcript has a single exon. NCBI's taxonomy places the organism in Eukaryota, Fungi, Ascomycota, Dipodascomycetes, Dipodascales, Trichomonascaceae. Gene Ontology annotation, biological process: nucleoside diphosphate catabolic process; protein N-linked glycosylation. Gene Ontology annotation, molecular function: GDP phosphatase activity; UDP phosphatase activity.